Molecule: messenger RNA, 2334 nt
Organism: Choloepus didactylus (southern two-toed sloth)
Lineage: Eukaryota; Metazoa; Chordata; Mammalia; Pilosa; Megalonychidae
Gene: GGA1
Product: golgi associated, gamma adaptin ear containing, ARF binding protein 1
Biological process (GO): intracellular protein transport; vesicle-mediated transport
Cellular component (GO): trans-Golgi network
Molecular function (GO): ubiquitin binding; small GTPase binding; phosphatidylinositol binding
Source: RefSeq, a predicted model, not a curated record
UCAGCCCCAAGUCCCUCCGCUUCCUUUCCCGCCUGAGCGCUGUGAACGGAAAGCAGGCGGCGGGUUCCCCCCACUCCGCGUCGUAGACGCCGCUUGGGGCAGGGGUUGGAAGAGGAGGCGACGCUCUAGGGGAGCUCGUUCGUAUCUCUAUGGUGCCGAGGGCUCCUGUGCGCCGUUGCGGCGCGUCGGUGCGGACAUUGGCCCUUUAAUCGGUGGAGGGCGGGGACGAGAAGGUCCCGCGAGACCGGCGGGGGGCAGGGGGCGGUGCCGAGGCUGGGGGCCCGUGGCGGAUGGAGCCAGAGAUGGAGCCAGAGACUCUGGAGGCGCGAAUCAAUAGAGCCACGAACCCCCUGAACAAGGAGCUGAACUGGGCCAGCAUCAACGGCUUCUGCGAACAGCUCAACGAGGACUUUGAGGGGCCUCCGCUUGCCACCCGGCUGCUAGCCCACAAGAUCCAGUCCCCGCAGGAGUGGGAGGCGAUCCAGGCCCUGACGGUCCUGGAAACAUGCAUGAAGAGCUGUGGCAAGAGGUUUCACGACGAGGUGGGCAAGUUCCGCUUUCUCAACGAGCUCAUCAAGGUCGUGUCUCCCAAGUACUUGGGGUCUCGGACAUCAGAGAAGGUGAAGAACAAGAUCUUAGAGCUCCUCUACAGCUGGACAGUCGGCCUACCUGAAGAAGUGAAGAUAGCAGAGGCCUACCAGAUGCUAAAGAAGCAGGGGAUUGUGAAGUCCGACCCCAAGCUUCCCAAUGACGCCUCCUGCUCCCUUCCUCCCCCACGGCCCAAGAAUAUGAUCUUUGAAGACGAGGAGAAAUCCAAGAUGCUGGCCCGCCUGCUGAAGAGCUCCCACCCCGAGGACCUCCGAGCGGCCAACAAGCUCAUCAAAGAGAUGGUGCAGGAGGACCAGAAGCGGAUGGAGAAGAUCUCCAAGCGGGUGAACGCCAUCGAGGAGGUGAACAGCAAUGUGAAGCUGCUCACAGAGAUGGUGAUGAGCCACAGCCAGGGCGGCCCGGCCUCGGGCAGUGAGGAACUCAUGAAGGAACUAUACCAGCGCUGCGAGCGGAUGCGGCCCACGCUUUUCAGACUGGCCAGCGACACGGAGGACAAUGACGAGGCCUUAGCGGAGAUCCUGCAGGCUAACGACAACCUCACCCAGGUGAUCAACCUGUACAAGCAGCUGGUGCGGGGUGAGGAGGUCAACGGCGAUGCCGCUGCGGGCUCCAUCCCUGGGAGCACCUCGGCCCUGUUGGACCUCUCAGGCCUGGAGCUCCCUCCUGCAGGCACCACCUUCCCAGCUGUGUCUGUUCGUCCUGGUGACCAGGCCAGCCCCGAGCAACCCAGUGCCUCAGUUUCCCUGCUUGAUGACGAGCUCAUGUCUCUGGGCCUCAGUGACCCCACACUCCCCGCAGGCCCCAGCCUGGAUGGUGCUGGAUGGAACAGCUUCCAGUCAUCUGAUGGCUCUGAACCCCCAGCCCUGGCCCCGGCCCCUGGUGUGGACAGCCGGCCCCCAGUGCAGCCCUCCCCACUGGCAAGCAGUGGUCUGGAUGACCUGGACCUCCUGGGGAAGACCCUCCUGCAGCAGUCGUUGCCCCCUGAGUCCCAGCAAGUGCGAUGGGAGAAGCAGCAGCCAGCCCCCCGCCUCACCCUCCGCGACCUGCAGAAUAAGAGUGGCUGUAGCUCUCCCAGCUCCAGUGCCACCAGCCUCCUCCACCCCACGUCCCCAGAGCCACUGGGGCCUCGGCAGCCCACGCCACCGGAGCUCUCGCUAGCCCACAUCACUGUGCCCCUGGAGUCCAUCAAGCCCAGCAGCAUCUUGCCCGUAACCGUGUACGACCAGCACGGCUUCCGGGUCCUCUUCCACUUCGCCCGUGACCCACUGCCAGGGCGCUCCGACGUGCUGGUGGUGGUGGUGUCCAUGCUGAGCACCGCCCCCCAGCCGAUCCGCAACAUCGUCUUUCAGUCGGCCGUCCCCAAGGUCAUGAAAGUGAAGCUGCAGCCCCCCUCAGGCACGGAGCUGCCAGCCUUUAACCCCAUCGUCCAUCCCACCGCUAUCACCCAGGUUCUGCUCCUUGCCAACCCCCAGAAGGAGAAGGUUCGCCUCCGCUACAAGCUCAUCUUCACCCUGGGCGAUGAGACCUACAACGAGAUGGGGGACGUGGACCUUCCCCCACCCGAGACCUGGGGGAGCCUCUAGAACAGAGGGGCUGGAGGUGGGGGACAGAGGCACUGGCCAUCAUCCAGCCUGGGUGGGAGGCUGGCAGCCCAGGAUCCCCUUUGUCCCCAUGGCCAUUCGCCCCCGGGCCUGGUGCUUCUCUCACCCCUGGGGCCCCCAGGUG